AUGCAGGGUGGGUGCAUGACAUUGGGCUGCUUUCGGCACAGCUCGUUGCGGCAAUUUAAGAAGCGACAUAGCCCGCGCACCACGCAAAGGUAUUUGCCGCAACAUUGCGCAAGAGAGGAGUUGAGUCGUCACCCCCUGUGCUUGCAGAUCGACAGCCUUAACCCACUUUCCUACAAAAGGGUGGCAGGUCGGAAUUCCUUGAUCUGCUCGCGGGGGUGCUAA
Chondrus crispus (carragheen) is the source of this 222-nucleotide messenger RNA. RefSeq lists its product as hypothetical. The record is from RefSeq and is a predicted model, not a curated record. NCBI's taxonomy places the organism in Eukaryota, Rhodophyta, Florideophyceae, Gigartinales, Gigartinaceae. The coding region runs from base 1 to 222 and encodes 73 amino acids. The transcript has a single exon.